Messenger RNA from Pararge aegeria (speckled wood butterfly), 3397 nucleotides. RefSeq names its product synaptic vesicle membrane protein VAT-1 homolog-like. The coding region runs from base 107 to 1486 and encodes 459 amino acids. The record is from RefSeq and is a predicted model, not a curated record. The transcript has 9 exons. Gene Ontology annotation, molecular function: zinc ion binding; oxidoreductase activity. Lineage: Eukaryota; Metazoa; Arthropoda; Insecta; Lepidoptera; Nymphalidae.
UCCCUCCACUCAUUCGUUUCGCGACGCGUCAUCUCGCCGGCCGGCUUCCGCCUCAUUCGCACCGCGUCCGCUUACCGUACCGCUCGAUCCACACACGCAACUAAACAUGACGGAGAGUACGGACACCCCCGCGGCAGCAGCGCCCGAGAAGACCCCGACGGAGAAUGGCACCACUGAAACUCCUCCAGAAGAGACCCCCGAAAAGGCCACCGAGGAGAAAGAAAAGGAGACCCCACCGCCCAAAGAGAUGCGCGCAGUCGUACUUACCGGCUUCGGGGGUCUCAAAACUGUGAAGAUUUUGAAGAAGCCCGAGCCCACAUUAGCCGAAGGAGAGGUCCUCAUUCGCGUCAAAGCAUGUGGCCUCAACUUCCAAGAUCUGAUUGUGCGGCAGGGCGCUAUCGACUCCCCUCCUAAGACGCCCUUCAUCCUCGGCUUUGAAUGCGCUGGAGAGAUUGAGCAAGUUGGCGAAGGAGUCACCAAUUUCAAGGUUGGAGACCAAGUGGUGGCCCUGCCUGAGUACAGAGCCUGGGCGGAAUUGGCAGCUGUCCCCGCUCAGUAUGUGUACGCCUUGCCCGAAGGAAUGUCAGCCCUGGACGCCGUGGCCAUCACUACCAACUACGUGGUGGCUUAUCUUCUGCUCUUCGAAAUGGCGAACUUGACGCCUGGCAAGAGCCUUCUCGUUCACUCGGCUGGUGGUGGUGUGGGCCAAGCGGUAGCUCAGCUGUCGAAGACUGUGGAGAACGUGACAGUGUUCGGCGUGUGCUCUAAGAGCAAGCACGAGGCGCUGAAAGCCAAUAACAACAACAUUGACCACUUGCUCGAGAGGGGAAGCGACUACACCAGUGAAGUCAGGAAGGUUACACCGGAUGGCGUGGACAUAGUCCUCGACUGCCUUUGCGGCGAAGAAUGCAACCGUGGCUACUCUCUCCUCAAGCCAAUGGGACGGUACAUCCUCUAUGGAUCAUCUAACAUCGUGACCGGCGAGACUAAGAGCUUCUUCAGCGCCGCGCGUGCUUGGUGGCAAGUGGACAAGGUGUCGCCCAUCAAACUGUUCGACGAGAACAAGAGCCUGGCGGGGCUCAACUUGCGGCACCUGCUGUUCCAGCACGGCCGCGCUGAUACCGUGCGCCGCGCCGUAGAACGCGUGUUUGCGCUGUGGCGCGACGGCAAGGUCAAGCCCAUCGUGGACUCUACAUGGGCGCUGGAAGACGUGGGUGAGGCCAUGCAAAAGAUGCACGAUCGCAAAAACAUUGGCAAGCUCGUACUGGAUCCAUCUCUGGAGCCAAAACCGAAACCCGCUACACCCGCCAAGGGUAAAGCCGGAAAAGAAAAGAAGCCGGCCAAAGAGAGCUCUGAAGACAAGAAGGACAAAGAGACGAAAGAAGAAGAGAAGAAGAUGGAGAAUGGGGACAAGAAUGGUGAGGAGGUCACUAACGGUAGCGACGAAGAGUCGAAAGAGAAAGAGAAGGAAAAGGAAUCUAGCUGAAUUGUCCCGCCAGAGAACAGGACCAGACAAACCACCGCCAACUGAUUAUUAUUUUAGAGUUGAAGCUGCUCGUUUUGACGGCCGCCUUGUGCUUAUACCGGCGUCUCAUCUGUUGCCUCAUGUUUAUGUUUAAAAUAAUACAAAUAUUAAAAGAUAAGUCCGAGUACGACGCUGUCCGAUCCUGAACACCCUCUAUAAUGUUAUAAUUAAGUUAACAAUCGGUUCGGACAUUCUCGUACCUUCUUUCUUGAUUAAGUUUAGUUAUACAAGUUUUAUCAUCACAUUUUUUUUUUUUUUAAAUCGACAUUCUAACAGCGAACUAGCAAUGAAUUUCAAUGAUAAUAUUCCAUUUUGAUUUUCAACCUGGCCUAAGUUCGUUUGCGAACUUUCGAGUCUUUAUAGUUUAAUGUUUAAGUCUUUAUUUUAGGAUGAGAUAUUUUAGUCUGCAGUUAUUUUGAAUGGCUAUUGUAUAUCUAAGGUGCAGAGAUGCUUAAUCUUUAUGUAUGUUAAGCUUUAAUAUUUUAUUAGUAAAUGUUUAAAAUUUGGCCCUGGAGACCCAGCCCCGCCCUCGAGCCGCGGGACCGUUCAUUCAGUCACUCACUCGCCGCAUCUCGGAAUAAAAAACGAAUGAAACCUUACGUGUGAUAUUUUGUAUUAGGUAUGCUAGAUUUUUUACGGUAUUUUAUGCUGCCUAUACAUGACAUUAUUUUUUUUAGUUGAGCUUAAAAUACGAUUGUGUGUUUAUAUUUUUAUACUCAGAUGUUUUGUAAAUUAUUUUCUAGUUAAGAUGAAGAAAAUAUCAAAAAAUGAUUUAUGAUUGCAUUGGUUCUUUUAAUAGGAUUUAACACGGCAGUCUGCCUAGCUCGAUUGACCGACAUUUCUAAAAACGAGUUCAAGAAUUGCGAUAUAUUUUGUGGCUUUCUUAACCUAUUGUGAAGUUCAAGUUAAUAAACGACAUCUAUAAUAUAAGUUAUAUUUUUGUAAACGACGAUGUCGACGAUCAGAUCUCGUAAUAUGAAGCUUUUUAUGUAUCUUUACACAAAUAUCACAUAUCUAAACAUAAUACACUUACACACAAUGUAUAUUAGAAGUAAUGUUUUGAUAACAAUAUUCACUCCAUUUCUUUUAUAUACCUACCUAGCAUGUAUUAAAGUUAAAAUACCUAUUCCUGAUUUUCGUAAGGUUUACCGCCAUAUACUGUACAGUAUGGUUAUAACUUAUAGGUGUAUGUACCCAGUACUAAAAUACUUUUUAUCUGUAUAACAUAUCAAACGCAUGUAAAAUUGAUAUCUGAAAGGCUGAGGUAGUCCGGAAAUCCCGGAAUAAAAUGAGGCUAUACUAUAUUUUCCAGUCCAUCAUAUUAUACCGACUGCUCAAACAACCCUGCCGCGCGUUCACACAAGCUAUGUUCGACUUAAAGAGCUAUCUGACAGAUUCGUAGAAUUUUGAUAAAGUUUUACCCUUUUCGAACAUUUUUCGCACGAGCAUAAUUUGCGUGAGCGUAUGUUUAGUCUUAUAUUUGUACCACUGAAAGUGUUUAGUCCAGAGCAAAAGCAUUUGACGCCGUUUGCCGUUGUUUGUGAGCACGAAAGCAGACCAGAUUGCAUCCAAACCCCACUUUUUUCUGGGCCAGUCUCCUACAAACGCAAAUUCCUAAUAGUGGACUAGCGUAAAAAAAUCUUGUGAAGAAGAAGUUGCUGCAAGUUUUUCAUCCAGCCCCAUCGGCAUAACGAAGUGUUUUCAACCGGUCUUGUAGAUUUAACUGCCAAAAUUCAGAACAGAAAAUAAGUUACAAGGAGAGGAAAUCUAUUAAUAUCGUAAUUACGAUUGGCGCAGUGGGCAGCGACCCUGCUUCCCGAGUCCCAAGUUUGUGGGUUCGAUUCCCGCUACUGGAAAUUGUUUGUGUGCUGU